Diospyros lotus (date-plum) is the source of this 758-nucleotide messenger RNA. RefSeq names its product dirigent protein 5-like. Bases 22 to 576 code for a protein of 184 amino acids. The transcript has a single exon. NCBI's taxonomy places the organism in Eukaryota, Viridiplantae, Streptophyta, Magnoliopsida, Ericales, Ebenaceae. The record is from RefSeq and is a predicted model, not a curated record.
CCAGAUUAAGAUCGAUCCGCCAUGGCUACGAGCAGAGUUGCAGAGAAAUCAUGCUUUAUUUUCCUCCUCCUCGUCUCGUCUUCCUUCUUGGCCGAGUCCAGGACCUUCAAACCCAGAAAGCCAUGCAAGCGCCUGGUUCUUUACUUACAGGAAACCAUGUUCAAGGGCAACAACGCCGCCAACGCGACGGCGGCCACCAUCGCCAACCCCAAUGGCACGGGGCUCGGCGGCUUCAAGUUCGGGAAGACGGUGGUUUUCGACGACCCCAUGACGGUCGACAACCAUCUCCACUCGCCGGCGGUGGCCCGGGCCCAAGGGUUCUACUUCUAUGACAUGAAAACCACGUACAAUGCGUGGUUCGCUUACUCGCUGGUGUUCAAUUCGAGCGACUACAGGGGGACGUUGAACAUAAUGGGGGCCGACAUGAUGGACGAGGAGAGCAGAGAUCUGUCGGUGGUCGGCGGCACCGGCGACUUCUUCAUGGCGAGAGGGAUCUGCACGUUCCGGACCGACGAGGUUGAGGGUGCCGAUUACUUUAGGGUUCAGAUGGAUAUUAAGCUCUAUGAAUGUCACUAGCCAGCCAGUAGCCACGCAUGCACGAUUAGCAGAUAAUAAUGUUGUUUUCUGCAAAUUAAUAAAUAUGGCUGUACGUUGCAUUGCCAUUUUUUGGCCCUUAUUCUUGCACCCUCGUUAUCAGUCACUCUGUCUCUGUCUCUUGCUGUCGCUCCCCUCCUCCACGAUCAGAGAUCCCCUCUGUC